UCACCCGCCACGCUUAAGUGCGCAGCCUAUUUUCUGUGUUGUGUGUUUUGGGGCAUUUCUGUAAAAGUGUGCAACAAUGGCUGGCGGACCUGUAAAGGUGUAUCUGGAUUUUCUGUCUCAGCCCUGCAGAGCUCUUUAUAUCUUCCUGAAACACAAUAAAAUCCCGCACACCGUGCAGCUAGUGGCCUUACGAAAAGGAGAGCACAAGAGUCCUGAUUUUACACGCCUUAACCCCAUGCAGAGGGUCCCAGUGAUGGAACAUGACAAGUUCGUCCUGACUGAGAGUGAUGCUAUACUAAAGUAUCUGGCGAAUACGUACGAUGUUGCGGAGCACUGGUACCCCCGCGACCCUAAGCGCCGCGCCCGGGUGGACGAGUACACAGCCUGGCACCACGCCAACACGCGCCUGAAUGUCGUCAAGGUCUUCAUGACCGAGGUGUUGCUGCCAAUGAUGACCGGUCAGCCUGCUGAGCAGAAGAAGCUGGAGCAAGCUCUGCAGGAACUGGAUCAGACGCUGAGGAAGAUGGAGGAGAUGUUCCUCAAAAGGCAGGCCUUCCUUUGUGGAGAUGACAUCACCAUCGCUGACCUGCUGGCAGUGUGUGAGGUCAUGCAGCCUCUCGGCGCUGGUCGGGACGUCCUGAAGAAUCAUGAGCAGCUCCAGAACUGGAAGUCCAGAGUGCAGUCGGCUCUGGGGGAGCCGUUUAACGAAGCUCACAGUUUCCUGUUCAAACUCGGGGCGAAAAAGCCAAAGCUGUAAAAUAAACCAGUUUAGUAAAAGCGCAUUUCUCAGUAAAGCUGGAUAACUUGAACCCAAAGUCAGUACUCUCAAUGUGGUUACUUCCCAAAUACCAUUCUGUGGUUAAAGCACUUUAGGAGGUGGUCUGAUACGAUUUUGAGCGAAGUGAUCAGUGUGAACAGGGUCUCCGAUAACACAGUGAACCUGUCCUGUUUUGGAACAGUCGGAGUUUAGGUUCAGGUUAUCUGGCUAACUGACUAAUCCCAGGGAAUGCCCCAGAAAGCACCUUUUCAUGUUAAUUUGGGUUUAAUCACUCAACUUUAUUACUUUAUUUACUCAGUGUGAUCAUUAUUCAUUAGUUUAAAACUGUUUUGUAUUCUUCAUUUCUAUCUGGUGUUUCUUCUACUGAACAGUGGCGUCUACACCGUGAUUGAUGCAUCUGUAGGGUGCUCUGUUUAAUGCUUUGUGUUUACAUGCAAAAUAUACAAUCUUCAGAUAAGACCAUGCAUCUAUAAUACAGCAACUAAACUUCAAUAAAAUAUGGGUUGAGGAAAAAGUGGGAUAUGAAGCCUUUAAAAGGAAUCCUGGACUGAUUCUAGAGCGAAUCAAGAAAAGAAUUAAAAGCAAGCCUGGUCCCAAUUGGUGCCCUAUAUAACCUGUGGUCGUACACCAAGAGCAUACACACACACUAGUGUUUUUUUCUGUUUUAAUUGGAGUGUUUGCACCACAAAUUAAAAAAUGUGAAAGAUGUUUUCGAGUCUGGUAGUGGUCAAGUACUGAAAAAAUUGGUUUGGAGUUUGCUUAAGUAGCCUAUAUCUGAAGCUAUCCGCUCCCUGUGCCAUGUGUGUGGUUGGGUGAUUGGUUACUUUUAUAACAAGACAAAGUUUCAUUGAGUGAAUCAUCACUUUAAUUAUUUCCAUCGUACUGUGAACAUACAAGUAGCAAUUUAACUAAUAGAAUUGCGCAUUCGAUCCGUGAUAAAGACUGAUAAUAAGCGCAAGAUUCUGUCCUUGGUGCGAAUAAUUAAUAUUUUUAUACAAGCGUGCAAACACCCUACGUAUGCACUCAGGUGAUGUACCUGUUAAGUCAAGUUCACUUGAUAGUGACCCUUGCUGAAAAGCUUAAAAAGGGCACCUAGAGGGCGCUAGUGUACACAAUUUAUAUUGGCAGAAUGAAGAAUUGGGACAUGCUACAGCAUAGGCUCUUGAGUUUUCAGCAAGCUUGUGUUGGUGUUUGUGACACUGACCAAUCAGUUACGUUAAUAGUUCUAUUAAAUUCCAGCGAGAACAAGAUCCAAGACUAGAAACUGGAUUUAAGGUCCAGAUUCGAGAUCCUGAGCACCACUUGGGACUGGGUUUGGUUUAGAUCUGGGAAGGUAUGAUCAUGUGUGAACGCUGUUUUCAUGUCUGGUAGUGGUCUGGAGUAGCAAAUACUGAAAUAAUUGGUUUUGUGGAAUAAUUGCUUAAGUGGAAUAUACCUGAAGCUAUCUGCUCCCUGUGCCAUGUGUGCGGUUGGGUGAUUGGUUCCUUUUAUAACGUGACUUUCAUUGAGUAAAUCAUGACUUUACUUAUUUCCACCUAUUUGUGAACGUAUAAGUAGCAAUGUAAGGGGACCUGAGCGCCAUUUGGGACUGGGCUUCAGUUACAGUUAUGGUGGAGCAAGAAUUACUGUAGGCGCUUUGCGUCUAGCAGAGCUAGCAGCUUCUAUAAAGCUUUUAAUUCAGUACUGAUGGGCUGGUUUUAUAAAGCAGCCGGUUCUGUUCGGUUUGAGCUGAGGAAUUGAGCUGACACUGCAGUGGUUCUGGUGUGCCUUUAGAACUGUUCUAUGUUUAUUUAGAAUGAGGUUCAAAUUGAUCACUACUGAAUGUGAUUUUUUUUGUCACAAUGGCCUAAAAUGACUGAAAUAACUAAUUAAUUGUUAAUAAAAUGCUAAACUGACAA
Messenger RNA from Astyanax mexicanus (Mexican tetra), 2676 nucleotides. RefSeq names its product glutathione S-transferase theta 2 (gene gstt2). The transcript has 5 exons. Gene Ontology annotation, cellular component: cytoplasm. The record is from RefSeq and is a predicted model, not a curated record. Lineage: Eukaryota; Metazoa; Chordata; Actinopteri; Characiformes; Acestrorhamphidae. Bases 77 to 757 code for a protein of 226 amino acids. Gene Ontology annotation, molecular function: glutathione transferase activity. Gene Ontology annotation, biological process: glutathione metabolic process.